AUGCCAUCAACGAUCAUCCCCUCGUCCCGCAACCCGUCAGCCUCGAGCAGGCAGGCGGGCGGCACCUUCACCGGCACGGUCUGGAUGGAUCCAAUCUACUCCGACGCCGGCCCGACCAUCAACAUCAACCACGUCAUGUUCACGCCCGGGGCCCGCACGUACUGGCACACCCACGAGCACGGGCAGAUGCUCCGCGUGCUGGCCGGGUCGGGCUGGGUGUGCGACAAGGGAGGCGAACCGAGACGGCUGAACGUGGGGGACACGGUGUGGUGCAGUGCCGGCACGACGCAUUGGCACGGGGGCGACGAUGGGAGCUUCAUGAUGCAUUUGGCUGUCAGUCAUGGGAAGACCAUGUGGCAUGACGAGGUUACCGAGGAGGAGUAUCAGGCGAAAAGGAAGUGA
This is a messenger RNA of Cladophialophora yegresii CBS 114405, 402 nucleotides long. RefSeq lists its product as uncharacterized. NCBI's taxonomy places the organism in Eukaryota, Fungi, Ascomycota, Eurotiomycetes, Chaetothyriales, Herpotrichiellaceae. Bases 1 to 402 code for a protein of 133 amino acids. The transcript is spliced from 2 exons. The record is from RefSeq and is a predicted model, not a curated record.